This is a messenger RNA of Clonostachys solani, 1320 nucleotides long. NCBI's taxonomy places the organism in Eukaryota, Fungi, Ascomycota, Sordariomycetes, Hypocreales, Bionectriaceae. The record is from the annotation of a GenBank genome assembly.
AUGGCAAAACCAAUCGAUGACUCCAUGCCAACGCGGAUUUCCGCUGAGUGUCCUGAUGAUAUCCGACACAUUCUUUACAAUGCAUGGGGCCAUGAUCUUGACGAAUUAAAAAAGAUUUUUAAGGCGCACCCCGAUGAUGACUAUGAGUAUGAGCGCUCUAUUGCCAAUGUCCAAGACCCUGAGACGAAAGAGACACCUCUCCAUGCUGCCGUCCGCGCCUGCGGCCCCGCUGAGAAGACCAAGGAUAGCGGCGAACAAGAGGAAGACGGCGUCGUAGAGGAGGCAAGAGAAAUUAUCCAGGAGUUAUUCGAGUCUGGUGCUAUUUGGAACACCCUUGACAACAACGAUGAGACUCCUGGCUGCGUGGCCUUGAGGCUACGUCGAGAAACUUUGUAUGAGAUGUUUGUUAUAAAAGGCGCCCAAACAGAACUGCUGCUGUCCGGCACUGCGGGUUAUGAAUUCCUGGGCUCAGAGGACGGGGAGGAGCAAGCCGCCGCUGGGGCCAAAGAUGACGGAGACGCCAUGGACGUCGAGGAUGAAGCCCCUCAGCUGGUCACCGUCAAGGCAGAUGAGACCGAGUUGGUUUCUCCAGAGGAUCACGAGAAGACGGUAACGAGCGACGAGUACCUCAAGUCUGAGCUGACCUACGACGAUGGGAAACUCGUCGACUCGGACCUCAACGGUGUGAUGAUGGCCUGGGAGACCGAUAUCAUGAAGCGUUCUGUAGCCGCUCUGCUGCCCGAUGCUCCAACCGGCAAGCGAAUCUUGAACAUUGGUUUCGGAAUGGGCAUUAUCGACGGCAUGUUCGCCGAGUUGAAGCCCUCCCGUCACCACGUCAUCGAGGCCCAUCCCGCCGUUCUAGAGCACGUUGCAAAACCGGACUCCAAGUUCGGUCCCAGCUGGGAGAAGAGCGGGCCCGAGGAGGGCGCCUACAAGAUUCAUGCAGGGAAAUGGCAGGACGUGGUGCUCAAACUCCUAGAGCAAGGAGAGGUGUACGACGCCAUCUAUUUCGACACAUUUGGGGAAGACUACUCGGAGCUACGUACGUUCUUUUCCGAAUACCUCUUAGGCCUAUUGGAUGAAGAGGGCCGGUUCAGCUUCUUCAAUGGCCUUGGCGCGGAUAGAAGGAUAUGCUAUGAUGUCUACAUCGAUGUGGUGGAAGCGCAUGGAAAUGAGGCUGGUUUCGACAUUUCAUGGCAAGAGAUUGAUGUCGAUAUGUCCACCCUCGCCGAAGCUGGAAAGGGAGAGUGGGAGGGUGUUCGUAGACGAUACUGGACACUUGACAAAUACAAGCUCCCGGUCUUCACGUUCAUGGGCUAG